GACACUGCGACAAUCAUCACGACAGCGCCGGACGACAGCCAUGGCCCCUAAGGCGGAUAACAAGCAAGGCAAGACGAAGCCCAGCGACAAGGCUGGCGCUGCCGCCAAGGCAGUCUUGAAGGGUGCAGGCGCACACAAGUCUCGCAAGGUCCGCACCUCGACCACCUUCCACCGCCCCAAGACCCUUCAGCUCUCUCGGUCGCCCAAGUACCCGCGUACCUCCAUCCCCCACGGUACUCGUCUCGACUCCAACAAGGUCAUCCUGUACCCUCUCAACACCGAGAGUGCCAUGAAGAAGAUCGAGGAGAACAACACCCUGGUCUUCAUCGUGGACGUCAAGUCGAACAAGCGCCAGAUCAAGCAGGCCCUCAAGAAGCUGUACGAUGUCGAGACCGUCAAGGUCAACACCCUCGUCAGACCUGAUGGCUCCAAGAAGGCCUUCGCCCGCCUAACCCCCGAUGUGGAUGCUCUGGACAUUGCCGCCACUAAGCUGGCCAUUGUCUAAAAGGAUUUAUUGGGUUUGGGCGAACAUCUGUUUUUCAAUUCUGCACGGUGGUCAAUAAAAAUUAUGUUACCAACUGCCGGUUUUGCAACGAGGGCUGAAUGACUAUAAAUUCAACAAAAAAUCAAUCCCACCAACGCAUGCAUUUGAAGGUGCUUGCUUGUAAGGAUGUGUAGUUGUUGUAAUGGCUAGUAGGGUAGCACCUGAAAGCUC
Molecule: messenger RNA, 715 nt
Organism: Aspergillus candidus
Lineage: Eukaryota; Fungi; Ascomycota; Eurotiomycetes; Eurotiales; Aspergillaceae
Product: 60S ribosomal protein uL23
Exons: 4
Coding region: 41-505 (154 amino acids)
Biological process (GO): translation; ribosomal large subunit assembly
Cellular component (GO): ribosome; cytosolic large ribosomal subunit
Molecular function (GO): structural constituent of ribosome
Source: RefSeq, a predicted model, not a curated record